Messenger RNA from Hydractinia symbiolongicarpus, 1270 nucleotides. RefSeq names its product peroxisomal biogenesis factor 19-like. The coding region runs from base 30 to 953 and encodes 307 amino acids. The transcript has 7 exons. Gene Ontology annotation, cellular component: peroxisomal membrane; peroxisome. NCBI's taxonomy places the organism in Eukaryota, Metazoa, Cnidaria, Hydrozoa, Anthoathecata, Hydractiniidae. The record is from RefSeq and is a predicted model, not a curated record. Gene Ontology annotation, biological process: protein import into peroxisome membrane.
UGGACGACUUACCUAAACAUAGGGUCAUAAUGGCGGAGAUUAGCAGUGAACAGAAAAAGUCUGACGAAUCUUUAGAAAAAAAGGAUAAAGAAAUCGAAGAGGACGAUUUAGAUGCAUUACUUGACGAAGCGCUAGAAGAUUUCGACAAGCCAGUGCCAUCAACCGAAUCAACAACCGGCACAAAAGCAGGAAAUGACUCAAAGGUGGAACCCCAUCCAGCGAGUGUGCAUGCUCCUGGAAACAAUCCUAAUAAUGAUCCAUUGUUUGAAGCUUUGUGGAAAGACGAUUCGUUGAUGAAAAUGGCUGAUGGUUUUUCUGAUGUGUUGGAACAAAUGUCGAAGGAAGAUCCCGAAAUGAUGGCUGAGUUUAAAAAGUUUAAAGAUAAUAUUGGAAGUACUGCAAAUUCUAGUGAAGCUCAAGAACCCACUAAUAUUGAUGAAAAUUUCGCAAAGACAUUAAAUGAGAUGAGUAAAAACUUACAAGGAUUGAAUACAUCUGAUGGUGAGGCAGGCUUUGAAGACAUGCUGAAGCAACUGCAAGGUGAAAUGGGAGGUAUGCCAACGGAAGGUAUGAUGCCUGAUGGAGAUUCUUUUAUGUCGAUGAUGCAUGGCAUGAUGCAGAACCUAUUGACCAAAGAUUUGUUGUAUCCGUCACUAAAGGAAAUAAAAGAUAAGUAUCCAUCAUGGCUUGAGAAAAACGAGAACAAAAUUUCCAAAGCUGAGCUCGAGAAGUACAAAGGUCAGGAACUAGUUGUGGCUAAGUUAUGUCUGCUAUUCGAGCAGGAAAAAGAUACUGAUAGCGACGCUGUGAAAACAGAAAGAAUGGAUAAAGUCAUGGAACUUAUGCAGAAGAUGCAGGAGUAUGGCCACCCUCCUGCAGAUAUGAUGACAGAAGUUGUUGGUGAAGGAGAGCAAGCCACACCCCCACCUCCACCAGAGUGCUCAAUCAUGUAAAAGAAGCGUUUGGACGCCUUCUUAUUAUCGUGGGAACAAGAGCAGAUAGGAAUGCUGACCGUUGAAAGAAAAACGAAAUAGCAAAGCUAAUCUUGGUCUUAAAAUAAAGCAGAUAAAUCCAGUAAGUUGUUACCUACAGACAGCCGUAAUUAGGGCGUGUAUGUUAAUCAAAAUGAAAUAAACAGUAUCUUGUUGGUGGACAGAUAGAUGUAUUUUAUGUUUAUCUAUGAUUGAUUUUUCGGACAUUAAUUUCUAUAUUAUUAUAUUUUUGUAUAUUUUACAAUUGUAGUCAUCAGUUAGCCACUUAAAUUCAUCAA